AGUCGCCGAGCGGGGCUACAGCGUGCCCCCUGCCCCAGCCCCCACCCCGCCCCCCACCCUGAAAUGACUUGUUAAUCCGCGCAGACACCACCGAAGGGACUCACCGGAGUGGAAUCCAAGUGGAAUUUGGACCUGGAGAAGACUUUCUUGAACAUUCACUCCUUCCUUGUUGGUUUUUCUUUCUUUCUUUUUUCCUCUCCCCUUCUGCGCCUGUCAUUGGAGAUGAACACAGCUCGUUUGCAUCCCAGAAAGUAGUCGCCGCGACUGUUACCCCCAAAGAGACAAGCACACAUGUAGGAAUGACAAAGGCUUGCAAAGGAGAGAGCGCAGCUUGCGGCCCGGAGAGAUCUCCUCGAUAAUGGAUUACUAAAUGGGAUACUCGCUGUACCAGCGCGCUCCGAGCCCCGGCCGCCUGCCUGUCGAUGCACCGAAAAGGGUGAAGUAGAGAAAUAAAGUCUCCCCGCUGAACUACUAUGAGGUCAGAAGCCUUGCUGCUAUAUUUCACACUGCUACACUUUGCUGGGGCUGGUUUCCCAGAAGAUUCUGAACCAAUCAGUAUUUCGCAUGGCAACUAUACAAAACAGUAUCCGGUGUUUGUGGGCCACAAGCCAGGACGGAACACCACACAGAGGCACAGGCUGGACAUCCAGAUGAUUAUGAUCAUGAAUAGAACCCUCUACAUUGCUGCUAGGGACCAUAUUUAUACUGUUGAUAUGGACACCUCACACACAGAAGAAAUUUAUUGUAGCAAAAAACUGACAUGGAAAUCUAGACAGGCUGAUGUAGACACAUGCAGAAUGAAGGGGAAACAUAAGGACGAGUGUCACAACUUCAUUAAAGUUCUUCUAAAGAAAAGCGAUGAUACUCUGUUUGUCUGUGGAACUAACGCCUUCAACCCUUCCUGCAGAAACUAUAAGAUGGAUACUCUGGAACCUUUCGGGGAUGAAUUCAGUGGAAUGGCCAGAUGCCCUUAUGAUGCCAAACAUGCCAACGUUGCCCUGUUUGCAGAUGGAAAACUAUACUCAGCCACAGUGACUGACUUCCUUGCCAUUGAUGCGGUCAUUUACCGGAGUCUGGGAGACAGCCCAACCCUACGGACCGUCAAGCAUGAUUCCAAAUGGCUGAAAGAACCGUACUUUGUCCAAGCAGUGGAUUAUGGAGACUACAUCUACUUCUUCUUCAGGGAAAUAGCAGUGGAGUACAAUACCAUGGGAAAGGUAGUUUUUCCAAGAGUGGCUCAGGUUUGUAAGAAUGACAUGGGAGGGUCCCAAAGAGUCUUGGAAAAACAGUGGACGUCUUUCCUUAAGGCUCGCCUGAACUGCUCAGUUCCCGGAGACUCUCAUUUUUAUUUUAACAUACUCCAGGCAGUCACAGAUGUGAUUCGUAUUAAUGGCCGUGAUGUUGUCCUGGCAACCUUUUCCACACCUUACAACAGCAUCCCUGGGUCUGCAGUUUGUGCCUAUGACAUGCUUGACAUCGCCAAUGUGUUCACUGGGAGGUUCAAAGAACAGAAGUCUCCAGAUUCCACUUGGACACCAGUUCCUGAUGAAAGAGUGCCCAAACCCAGGCCAGGUUGCUGUGCUGGCUCAUCAUCCUUAGAAAAAUAUGCAACCUCCAAUGAGUUUCCUGAUGAUACCCUGAACUUCAUCAAAACGCACCCACUCAUGGAUGAGGCUGUGCCUUCCGUCAUCAACAGGCCAUGGUUCCUGAGGACGAUGGUCAGAUACCGCCUGACCAAAAUUGCAGUGGACAGUGCUGCUGGGCCCUAUCAGAAUCACACUGUGGUUUUCCUGGGAUCAGAGAAGGGGAUCAUCUUGAAGUUCUUGGCCAGGAUAGGAAACAGUGGUUUCCUAAAUGACAGCCUUUUCCUGGAGGAGAUGAGCGUUUACAACCCUGAAAAGUGCAGCUACGAUGGGGUAGAGGACAAGAGGAUUAUGGGCAUGCAACUAGACAAAGCCAGCAGUUCUCUGUACGUUGCAUUCUCCACCUGUGUGAUAAAGCUUCCCCUGGGCCGCUGUGAACGACACGGGAAGUGUAAAAAAACCUGUAUCGCCUCCAGAGACCCAUACUGUGGGUGGGUAAAGGAAGGAGGUUCCUGUGCCCAUCUGUCACCCAGCAGCAGACUGACUUUUGAACAGGACAUAGAACGUGGCAACACAGAUGGCCUGGGAGACUGUCACAAUUCCUUCGUGGCCCUGAAUGACAUUUCAACUCCUCUUCCAGAUCAUGAAAUGUCUUACAACACAGUAUAUGGGCACUCCAGUUCCCUCUUGCCCAGCACCACCACGUCGGAUGCAGCGGCUCAAGAGGGGUAUGAGUCUAGGGCGGGAAAGCUGGACUGGAAGGACCUGCUGCACUCACCCGACAGCACAGACUCUUUGGGGGCGGUGUCUUCCCGUAAUCACCAAGACCAGAAGGGAGUGAUUCGGGAAAGUUACCUCAAAGGCCAUGACCAGCUCGUCCCCGUCACCCUCUUGGCCAUUGCGGUCAUCCUGGCUUUUGUCAUGGGGGCCGUCUUCUCCGGCAUCAUCGUCUAUUGCGUCUGCGACCACAGGCGCAAAGACGUGUCCGCCGUGCAGCGCAAAGAGAAGGAGCUCACCCACUCGCGCCGGGGCUCCAUGAGCAGCGUCACCAAGCUCAGCGGCCUCUUUGGAGACAGCCAGUCCAAAGACCCGAAGCCGGAGGCCAUCCUCACACCACUCAUGCACAACGGCAAGCUCGCCACUCCCGGCAACACGGCCAAGAUGCUCAUCAAGGCUGAUCAGCACCACUUAGACCUGGCGGCCUUGCCCACCCCGGAGUCCACCCCAACACUGCAGCAGAAGCGGAAGCCCAGCCGCGGCAGCCGCGAGUGGGAGAGGAACCAGAACCUCAUCAAUGCGUGCACCAAGGACAUGCCCCCCAUGGGCUCCCCCGUGAUCCCCACGGACCUGCCCCUCCGGGCCUCCCCCAGCCACAUCCCCAGCGUGGUGGUCCUGCCCAUCACGCAGCAGGGCUACCCGCAUGAGUACGUGGACCAGCCCAAAAUGAGCGAGGUGGCCCAGAUGGCGCUGGAGGACCAGGCGGCCACCCUGGAGUAUAAGACCAUCAAGGAGCAUCUCAGCAGCAAGAGUCCCAACCACGGGGUGAACCUCGUGGAGAACCUGGACAGCCUGCCCCCCAAAGUCCCCCAGCGGGAGGCCUCCCUGGGCCCUCCGGGAGCCUCCCUGUCUCAGAACGGCCUGAGCAAGCGGCUGGAAAUGCACCACUCCUCCUCCUACGGCCUUGACUAUAAGAGGAGCUACCCCACGAACUCGCUCACGAGAAGCCACCAGGCCACCACUCUCAAAAGAAACAAUACUAACUGCUCCAAUUCCUCCCACCUGUCCAGAAACCAGAGCUUUGGCCGGGGAGACAACCCGCCCCCCGCCCCGCAGCGGGUGGACUCGAUCCAGGUGCACGGCGCGCCGCCCUCCGGCCAGGCCGUGACUGUUUCGCGGCAGCCCAGCCUCAACGCCUACAACUCGCUGACGAGGUCGGGGCUGAAGCGCACACCCUCGCUAAAGCCGGACGUACCCCCAAAACCCUCCUUUGCCCCCCUUUCCACAUCCAUGAAGCCCAAUGACGCGUGUACAUAAUCCCAGGGGGAGGGGUCAGGUGUCGAACCAGCGGGAAAGGCCAGGCGCGCGCUCAGCUCGGCGAGGCCCUCCACUGCCUGAGUACCCACCAGACCAAGAUGGCCGCGGCGGAGCAGAGGACGCUGGGUCCCCCUCGGGGGGCUCUGGGAAAUUGGGCCACGUGGUUUGGUGAAGGUUUGCGACGCGGGACUCACCUCCAUUCUCGGACUUCACUCUCCCCGAACACCGUGCAACAGGUCGGACUCACGAAAGACUUAAAUUAUCAUCACAAACAUGAGCCAAAAGCACAUAGCCACCCACCCCCCCCCCACACGCAUGCGCGCGCGCACCCGCGCAGGCUCU
Molecule: messenger RNA, 3959 nt
Organism: Lynx canadensis (Canada lynx)
Lineage: Eukaryota; Metazoa; Chordata; Mammalia; Carnivora; Felidae
Gene: SEMA6A
Product: semaphorin 6A
Exons: 20
Coding region: 474-3617 (1047 amino acids)
Biological process (GO): semaphorin-plexin signaling pathway; neural crest cell migration; negative regulation of axon extension involved in axon guidance
Molecular function (GO): chemorepellent activity; semaphorin receptor binding
Source: RefSeq, a predicted model, not a curated record